AACACCAGAGGGAAGGACAUAGUGCUAGGAGGAAGCAAGAAGAUAGGCCAGUUGGAACUGCAGGGGAGAAUCUCUAAUUCAGUGCAAUUCCAUCCUUUGUCUCAGCAAAUUGUGAGGAGGAAGAUUUGAAGGGCAGGAGACCCUGGAAGAGCUGGUGGAGAGGACAGCACCACAAGUGGCUUCAUGGAGUCGCAGGCAACAACAAAGGGAACAUUCUCAUCCUUUCCCCAGAUGGGUACCAUUUCCUUCCCACAAGGUCCAAUAGGAACACCUGUGCCAUUAUAUAAAUCGAAAGCAUACCUGCAGAACUUCCUGAAAGGGGAGCCCAAGGUGCUGGGGACUGUCCAGAUCAUGAUCGCCCUGAUGACCUUUGCCUUGGGAAUGAUUAUCAUUUUGGUUCAACCGAGACGUUACCCACAUGAACAUUUUUUUCUUAGCACUGGCUACAUAUUCUGGGGAACAGCAUUUUUCCUUGUCUCUGGCUCCCUCUCCAUUGCUGCAGAGAAUAAAACCACAAAUACUCUGGUCCAAAGUAGCCUAGCAAUGAACACUAUCAGCACAGUGGCAGCUGGGCUGGGAAUCAUCUUUUUAUCAAUCAACUUGGCAAUGAAUGAUUCAUCCUAUUAUUAUUGUUACCAAGUAACUGCCCAAGAUACCUGUGUUUGCGGUUUGGCUGUGUUGCUGGGAAUCAAUGUGAUUCUGCUGAUCCUCGCCAUUUUGGAAUUUGCCUUCUCCAUCGCAGUCUCAAGCUUUGGCUGUAAAGCAACUUGUUGUAGUCAGAGUGGGAUUACCAUCUUCAUGCCUUCUCCAUCCCAAGUACCAGUUACUGAGGCAUAAAGAGGAGAGAAACUACUUCAAAGGAGAGCUGCUGACACCACCGCAUUACCUGGAAGUCACCCUGACAGUCUCAUAUAACACACAUGCUUCCCUGUUCCUCAGAGAAAGCUCCUUCCAUCAUUGGCUGUUUUUCAAUGAAACAAAGAGCGGGUUGUUUCUUUUUUCCUGUAACUCUUUGUUAACAUUCCCUUUCAUUCUUAAUCAUGCACUGAUCACGUAUAUUUCCUAUUUCUCACCCAGUCCCAUGAAUAUCUCAGGAUUUGCUCAAAACUGUAUCAGCAAAAAUAUCAGGAAAUCUUUUUCCUUUGGCUGCACACCAAGACUAAUUUGCCCAAUACUCCCCAUGGAUGCUGGGAAAUAGGGUCUCUACAAGACAAGAGAAGAGAAGGAAAAGAGAUGGGAAUGGGAGUACCAAACAACUUCUGUUCUUCAUGAAUGAAGAUUCCCACCUAUGGAAUUUUCUGCUGCUCCUAUCUGUGAAAUUGGAUGUUUCCACCUCCAGUGGCCUGGACUCCAUCAUCUUUGUUCUUUGCCCUCUCUGUUUGCUCCUCAAGCAUCCUGACCGUUGCUGUGAAUACCUCCUCUCAACAUUGCUUCCCUGCCACUGAGGCAUUUGUAGAGGAACUUAGGCUGAUCUAAAAGUUUCUUCUUCCUUUUCUGACCCCAGAGUUGCUCACACAAUCACAAAUUCCCUCAUAACUGAUCCCUUUCCUACCACCAACGUCACCUUUCAGAACUUCCUCCUUUGGACUUUUGGACUGGGACUGAGAAGAGCUGUGGCUGAAGAUCCUGCCUUUGCUGCUUCAUAUCUAUGUGCCCAUAGACUAAGUUUUCUGAACCUCAGUUUCCUUUCCUGUAAAAUAGGAUUAGCCAUGUCUAUACUAGUGAUCUCACAGGAGGGUUAUGAGCAUUCUAUGGCAGAGCAUAUUCCUGGUUCUUUUUGAACCUAGGAAUGCCGACUAAGUGUCAGUGUGGUGGUGACAUAUAGUUGUGUACUCAGAGUAAGGAAAACUGAUUGUACAUCUGCCCCAGGGCCCUUCCUAGCUGUGCGACCCUACUCACCUCACUGAACUUCAUCUCAGUCUCAGUUUUCUCAUCUGUAAAAUGAAGCCAAUAAUAGCCCUGCCUCCCGGAGUUUUGUUUUUUCUUGGCAAGGAGGACCUAAUGUUUGAAAAGUGUUUUGCACACCUUAAAGAUUCAUAUAAAUGCUAACUAGCUAACCGUCA
Messenger RNA from Monodelphis domestica (gray short-tailed opossum), 2063 nucleotides. Its product is annotated as membrane-spanning 4-domains subfamily A member 4A-like. Lineage: Eukaryota; Metazoa; Chordata; Mammalia; Didelphimorphia; Didelphidae. The record is from RefSeq and is a predicted model, not a curated record. Gene Ontology annotation, cellular component: plasma membrane.